AUGUCAACCACUGUCGCUGAAUUGCAAGCUGCUGUUGAAUCACCUGCCAAGAAGCGAAACCUUGAAAGUACCCGGGAGCCUCUUACCACUGUUCCAAAUGGUCAAGAUAUGACUCAGGCAUCUACGGAUACGCAAUCUACUCAGUUUAAUCCAAUACUCCGGGUUGAGUUGAUGAACCAAGAUGCUCAAAUGCCAGUGAGGGGUUCUGAAAAGUCAGCCGGAUACGAUUUGUUCAGCGCCGUUGAUGUAACCAUACCAAAAAGAGGAAAGCAGUUGGUCUCAACUGGGAUCAAAAUCAUGUUACCAGAAAAUUGCUAUGGACGUAUUGCACCUAGGUCCGGUCUGGCCGUGAAGCAUGCACUGGAUGUUGGCGCUGGAGUAGUUGACGAAGACUAUCGAGGUGAGAUCAAAGUUGUGAUGUUCAAUUUGUCCGAUGAGGAUUUCCUGGUCACGAAAGGCAUGCGAAUUGCUCAAUUAGUGUGUGAACGAAUUUGGUACCCCUCAAUUGAAAAAGUAGAUUCGGUUGACGAAACUAAGAGAGGUGAAGGAGGUUUUGGAUCAACUGGCACAAAAUGA
Symsagittifera roscoffensis is the source of this 576-nucleotide messenger RNA. RefSeq names its product deoxyuridine 5'-triphosphate nucleotidohydrolase-like. Bases 1 to 576 code for a protein of 191 amino acids. The transcript has a single exon. Gene Ontology annotation, molecular function: dUTP diphosphatase activity; magnesium ion binding. Lineage: Eukaryota; Metazoa; Xenacoelomorpha; Acoela; Convolutidae. Gene Ontology annotation, biological process: dUMP biosynthetic process; dUTP catabolic process. The record is from RefSeq and is a predicted model, not a curated record.